Messenger RNA from Lepidothrix coronata (blue-crowned manakin), 1379 nucleotides. RefSeq lists its product as uncharacterized. The coding region runs from base 25 to 672 and encodes 215 amino acids. The record is from RefSeq and is a predicted model, not a curated record. The transcript has 2 exons. Lineage: Eukaryota; Metazoa; Chordata; Aves; Passeriformes; Pipridae.
GUAAGGCCUUGUUGACCUUGGGAGAUGGAGGUUGCUGGCAGUUGUUCCAGCAUGACUUUCUGUUGUCCCAAGGAGAGUAGAGGUGCAGGAAGUUCUUGUGCUGAGGUUUGGAAAUUUGGCAGGGAGCCAGCUUCAAACCACAACAGAGCCAUACACCAAAACAUAAUUAUCAGACCCAUAGGUCACAAUGUUUGGGCAAGUUACGAUCACACCAAGAAAAAGUGGCAGUCAGUCAACACUGAGGCGUGUAUUCCUAAAGGACAGUUAGGAUAUAUCUGUGAAAAUGCUGUAGUAGGAAAUGAAGAUUUAUGCUUAGAUACUGAAGAUAGCGCGUGUACCUUUGAGAUGCUUCCCCAUACUAAAACCCAAUCACAAGUCUAUUACGUAGGAAAUGGAUGUGCAUGUGUUAGAACCUUUUGUGUUAAUUUUACCAUAGAUACUUGUCAUGAAGUAGUGAAUGAUACUAAUUUUUGUGUUUGUAAUUUUACUAAAAUAAUAGGCUGUGAUUUUAACUAUACAAUUCCAAUAACUACUGAGCAAUUAAUUGAAAAUGAUUAUUUGUUGUAUCAUGAUAGGGAUACGAAUAGGGAAAGAUAUAAGUCUUUCCAAAAGAUGUUUGAACACCUGGAUAUAGAAAAGAUGGUGCAAGAGGCAAAUAAAACACAAAGGUAGAGCAAGUAGGAGAACAUCAUUGGUGGGACAUCUUUGCAGGGUAUUCCCCCACAUCAACACAAAUGUUUCACUAUUUGAUAUAUUCAAUGUUAGUCCUAGUAGUACAUAUGGUAGUAACUAUAUAUAUACAUAUAGUAGUAACUAUAAUUCUGCUAUCCCUCUUAAAUGUUUGGCUGUGAUACAGAUUGAGUACCAUAGUCAAAAUAAUGCAGAUAAUGUGGGCAAUGAUAAAAAUCUACCAAAACUCUUUGCCCUUGAAACUUGACGAAAGAAUUCAAAAGUCAAAAGAAAAGGGGGGAACUGAAACAGGAGUCAGGCCUAAAAGAGUUAACUGAGAUAUCUUGGCCUGUUAAGAAACCCCAAUACCUGUUUUGCUAGAAGAACGUUUUAGGAGCACUGGUUAAUAUCAUGUUCUGUUCUGCUCACUGAACCAAAGGCCUUAUUAUAGAAAGAACAGGAGUAGUACACACACAGUAAUAAAUUAGGUAAACUAGACGUUUGAGUAAGACCUAGAAGGCCUAGAGCCAGGAUUUCGCAAGCUUGAAGAAUUCAAGUCACCCAGCUGAAGAGGUCAAAUUGAGGAAGACGUCCAUGGUGACCACCAGAGGGAUGAAAGCUUGAGGAGAAGACCCCCACAGCAGGAGAAGACUGCGCAUGUCUGGAAAGACUCCGCCCACAGACUAGCCUACAUAUUAAUAUGUAUAAUA